Diatraea saccharalis (sugarcane borer) is the source of this 2278-nucleotide messenger RNA. Lineage: Eukaryota; Metazoa; Arthropoda; Insecta; Lepidoptera; Crambidae. The record is from the annotation of a GenBank genome assembly.
GGUAGGGUGGUAAUCAAUCAACAAUCACUUUUUGGUGAAAAUUGGUGCUUGCAGAAAUUAGAUGAACAUGCAGAAAGUCAAAAGAAAAAGUGAUACAAAUGAACCCACAACACCUAUUAAAAAACAAAAAAUUGAAAAACCAGGAAAGACUACUGAUAGUAAACAUAAAUUCACCAAAAAAUCUACAAAUACAGAUUUCAAGAAAGGGAAGAAUUUUAUUAAAAAGGGUAGUCAUGGCAGUGGUAAAGGAAAUUUUGGCAAAGAUAAAAAAGAAAAUGAGAAUAGCGAGAAACCAAAAUGGUCAGAAAUGAAAAAAGAGAAGAAACAGUUGAGACUCGCAAGACGCAAAGCAAAAUCUACAGCUGAAGUGUUUGAAAUAUCUCAUAAAGCCAAACUUCUCGCUGCUCAAAUACAAAGAAAAGUUGUAAAGCCUGAAUUCAGAUCUAGCUCCUGUAAGGAGUUGCAUGGGUUAAUGAAGGGCCAAUACAAAUCCAUUGCUCUUACCCAUGAUUUAAGUAGAGUAAUACAAGUAUUGCUGAAGUACAGUGAGGAAAACAUUAGAAAUGAGAUCACUGAAGAAUUACUUGAUUUAAUGGUACCCAUGGUACAAUCAAAAUAUGCUCAUCAUUCUGUAAAACGCAUACUUAAAUAUAGUUCAGAGUCUAUUCGUCAUGAAGUUAUCAAGAGAUUUUUCGGUCAUAUAGUAACACUGGCAGCACAUACUAUAAGUGCACCUGUAUUAGACUAUGCUUAUGGUGAAUUUGCAACCAACAAAGAAAAAUCACAUAUGCAACAAGAAUUCUAUGGAGAUAUAUACAAAAAUACAAAAGAUAACAAAGUUAAGUGUCUAAGUGACAGUUACAAAGACAGUCCUGAAAUGAAAUCUGCUAUAUUACAAUCAUGUAAAGCAAACAUUUCACGCAUACUGGAUAAGAAUUUGCAUGACAGUGAAUUAUUUCAGUCUGUAUUAUAUGACUAUAUUCGUGAAUGUAGUACAGAAGAUAAAGCAGAGUUGAUCUCUACACUCAGCCCUCUUAUUGUGCCAUUAAGCAAUUCUCUGCCUGGUGUUAAUACUGCAAGUUUGUGUGUUUGGCAAGGAACUAAUAAGGAUAAAAAGACUAUUCUUAAAGUCGUAAAAGAGCAUGCAGUUUCCUUAAGCAAACACAAGACUGGAUAUCGUCUAUUGUUAGCUAUAUUUGACUCGGUUGAUGAUACUGUUCUUGUGAAGAAAGCUAUUGUAUCUACGUUGUCAUCCAAUUUGAGAGAUAUUGUGACAGAUCAUUGGGGUACCAUGGUAAGUAUUAUAACAAUUAUUGUACAUCACAGACAUUGUUCAGAUUAGUAAAGUAGUUGCUAAAGCAAUAAACAUACAAAUGAAGACAAAAGGUACCAUAACACUUAGACCAGACACUAUAUUGAUAAGUUAAUUUUCUACAUUGACCUAGCCAAGAUCAAGCUAGAGACUAAUAACAAGCAGUUAAUCGUUAUACUUGUGUAUUGUUUUUUUGCAACUUUAUGUGACCCACAGGUGCCAAUAGAUUAAAAGUCAAGUCAAAAUAAUCUUAAUUUAAAUUCUUAUAAAUACUUUUGAAUUGUUCAAUUUUUUUCCCUACUUUUGUUGAGGACGUCUUUUGACUGAUAAGAAAAAUAAGUAUCAAACUCACCUGUUCUAAUGGGAGUAACAUCAUUCACAAAAGCAUGUCAUUACCAGAUCAAUUGAUUUUAAAUAGAAAAAUAUAUACAUACUAUUUUAACAUAAGUAGUAACCAUAAUACAGGACUUCUAUAAAUUAUAAUAUUUUACCAAUAUUAUGAACAUAGACCCUCGGAUUUCGAAUUUAGAUAUUAACAUACUUAACAAUCACUUUUGUUCUUCACAUGGUUUCGUUUCAACGAACAAGUUGAAUAUUUUGAAUUUUCUGUCAUCUCUUCCAUGCCCUAAUUUUCCCCCUUUUCUCUUUCUCAAUUCUCCGACUGUGAUGUUAAAAAGAGUAUUAUGGCAAUUUCGUCUGGAGCCGUAGGUAGUGACUGCAUCAGCCGUAAAAUGAUCCUCCCAGUCUUAACACAUGUCCUUAAUCACUCCAUUUGUACUGGGAUCUUUCCAUCUAGUUGGAAAGAUGCUCAAGUCAUCCCUUUACCAUAGAAAUCCAAGCCAUUAUCCUUUGUUGACUACAGACCUAUCUCAAUCCUACCUUUCCUGUCUAAAUUCCUUGAACGUCUUCUCACAACUCAACAACUAACAAAAUUGACUGGUCUCUUUUAUCUACAAUUUCAUUUGA